CGCCUGGUUUCACCACGCCGCGCAUGACGACACCGCCCGCUGCACUGCACCCCCGCUGCCCGCCGCCGGCUUCAUGAAAUACGGCGCGUGAGCCUUCGAUCCGCUCCUUCCACCUUCGCCAUGGUAAACAGACUGGACCGCCCCGGCGGCCUCGAGUUCCGCUCGCUCUCGUCCGACCCGCCCUCCAACGCCAGCAUGAGCUCCCUCUCGCUGCACGACCUCCCCAGCCCGCGCACCGGCGAGGUGCCGCCCGCCCUCUCCCCUCUGGACGCCCUUGCUAUGCAGGGCCGGCUGCUGGCCAAGCGAUUCGAGCAGGAGGAGAAGGCUGGCCGGCGCAUCAGCCGCCUCGCGCCCCUCACAAUCCAGAAUGAGUUUGGUAACCGCUCUGGCUACUUCUCUUCGCUCUCCAAUUCCACCGUCACCUCGCCCAACGAGGAGCUACAGCCUCCCCCUAGGAGCCCCGGACAGCAGCCGCAAAACUCUCCGCGCGCGCAGACGUCGACCGACAAGCACAAGUCGCUGUACCCCAUGUUCGGCGGCGACGACGACGACGACGAUUCGCUGCGUGAACCGCCGAUGCCAUACCGAAACGUUCUUUCCCCCAUUGGCGAGCAGGCUGUGCCUCCCCAGCCCCGGGGUUACUUCGACAUCCCGCGAUCAAUGUCGCCGGAACCAGCAAUUGGAUUGCAGGAGGCCACACCGGUAUCGCCCAAUGUUCCUCGGUCCAACGCGCACGCCCUGCAGCAAGCCAUGAAGGCCCAGCAAAACCUCGAUGCACCACCCCACAGACAGCAAUCAAACUCUAGCCUGCGGCCACCGAGGUCACCCGGUUCGCAAAGAGCUCGAUCUCCCAAGAUGUCCCCGACCGCCAGGUCUGUCCAGAAUGACAGUGCGGACGAGGUCGAAGACAUGUCACUUGGUGGCUCCUACGAUUCUCUUCACAGGAACCUGUCUCCAAGCUCUAGCCUGUCUAGGUCUCAUUCUCCCCUUACUCCUUUCUCCAACCAGUCUAUUCCCCGCUCGCCCUCUGCAUCUUCGGAGCGAUCGACUGCUAGUCACCAACUUCCUCGCCCAGCUUUCGCCAACUUCUCGCGGCCUAGGAGCUCCACGAGCAGGCAGCCGUCGUUCGACGCACGGCCAAGCAUGGAUCGUGCGCCGUCGCGACAGGCUUCUGACGAGAGUGCUUACAUGCGACCAUCCCUCGAUAAUCACCCCGUUCGACAAGACUCUACGGAGAGCUCCAUCUUCCCCCCAUACGCAAAUGACGUAGUUCAUACUCCUGUGAGCAUGACGAGUGAGGACUGGCGGCGCUCAACCGACUAUUCGAACCAGGCUGCCACGUAUACUUACUCUAAAUUCGAUCUCCCAAGAGGUCGCAAGCUGGAUCGUAAGUCUAUCGGCAUUGAAGACUUUUUGAACAGCCAGAUUGGCUGGGACCAGCCAAAGCAGUCCACAGCAGGAGCACGGCCGCCUUCACCAGUGUCGCCGCCCCGUUCUGCCAGCCGACAGCGUCCCUCCAUCGAAACACGGGGCAUUUCAACCGAACGUGGUGCGCCCUCGCUCACUUCCAGUAACAGCACCAUCCGCCCGGGUACCGCAUCAGAUCAGAUCACGGCCCAGGAGCACUGCGACAAGGGUGUCGAACUCCACGAGGCUGGUGAGUUGAUGAAGUCCACCUACCACUUUCGCCUUGCCGCCCGUGCAGGGCUCGCCGAAGCCAUGUUCUGGUACGGACUUGCAUGCCGCCAUGGCUGGGGAAUGCGCGAGAACCAAGCCGAAGCCUUCCAGUGGCUUCGUAAGGCUGUCGACUCUGGCCAGCUCGAGAUCGCCGAGGACGAAGAUCAAACCAAGCACGGUCAGCGGACCGAUCUGAUAAAGAAAAAGCAGCAUAAAGCACAGUACGGUGUUGCCAUCUACGAGCUUGGAAAAUGUUACAUGAAUGGUUGGGGCGCAAAGCAAGACAAGAGCCUUGCUGUUCGCUGCUACGAGAUUGCCGGUAACUGGGGAGAUGCCGAUGCCCUUGUCGAGGCUGGCUACUGCUACGCUGAAGGUGUAGGCUGCCGGAAGGACAUGAAGAAGGCAGCCAAGUUUUACAGAGCUGCCGAAUCGAAGGGCGUCAGCAUGGUCGGUAACAGCUGGAUCUACAAAGACAAAUAUCUGGAUGAGAGCACGUCCACCUCGGACACCCGAUCGAUCCGCUCCGGUCGUUCUGAAAAAAAGGAACCUGGCUCCGCGAAGAAGCGUGAGAAGAGCCGCACGCGGACGAUCUUCGGUCGGAAGAAGAGCUUCGCUACCUGAGCUACAAAGAUUGCCUAACCUUCACACGUGUUAUGACUGGUCUCUUUAUCUCAUUCGGCGAAGGCGUUACGGGCUCUGCCUACGUUCACAUCGGCGGCUGGCUGAUUUUGCAUAUACCCCAAUCAACACAGCGACCACGGCUACGGCCUCGCUGCUGGUUUCAUCUACUUCGAAAUCCUCAACUUUGUCACUGGAACUUCAUUCGAUUUGACUUCUCGUCACAAAGUUUUCCACAAUACUUCCGACUGUGCCUGUCCGGC
Messenger RNA from Paraphaeosphaeria sporulosa, 2558 nucleotides. RefSeq lists its product as uncharacterized. NCBI's taxonomy places the organism in Eukaryota, Fungi, Ascomycota, Dothideomycetes, Pleosporales, Didymosphaeriaceae. Gene Ontology annotation, molecular function: protein binding. The record is from RefSeq and is a predicted model, not a curated record. The coding region runs from base 121 to 2298 and encodes 725 amino acids. The transcript has a single exon.